GACCUCUAUUUUUCGCGGCUUACAUUGAUAGUGAUACACUUGUUUGGCGUUUUUUACGCGUUAAAUUUCUUCUGUCUAAUUCAUUAGCCUUAAUUUAACUAACUUACAAGUAAAUACUGCUCAUAAAUCAUUCAAAUAUGUUAAGUGUACAAAUAAAUUAAGUUCAAGUGAUAAAAUUGUGUUAAAAACGAGAUUCCUUUAAAAAAUUUACCAAUAAUGAAUCAUUUACCGUGUAAACAAAAAUACAAUCUGUUGAAAUUUCACUGAGCAUUUGAAUAUCGUCACAUAUAAUAAUCAUAGAGACUAAGAGUCAAUAUAAACAGCAAUCAUGUCGUCGUCAGCUAAAUGUCGUAGCUGUGGAUCCAAUGAUAUCGAAACGGAUCCAUCUCGUGGAGACUCCGUAUGUACAGCAUGCGGUGUGGUUUACGAAGAUCAACUAAUUGUAAGCGAAACUUCAUUCGAAGAAACUUCAUCAGGUAACAUGAUGGUCGUGGGUCAAUUUGUAGCAAGUGAUUCAACAGGUUCAGCGUCGGGUUUUGGCGGUGGUUACCGGAUCAACAGCAAAGAGUCUCAUGAAAUAACAAUUCAAAAUGCACGCAAAGGAAUAACUCAUUUAUGUCAGCAACUACAUUUAAAACCAUACAACAUCGAAAUGUCGGUGAAUUUUUAUAAAAUGGCCUUAGCUAAAAAUUUAACCCGUGGUCGAAAACAAGCCCACAAUCACGCAGCAUGUGUUUACAUAACAUGCAGAACAGAAAGAACAUCACAUUUAUUAAUUGACAUUAGCGACGUACUUCAAAUAGAUGUUUAUGAACUAGGACGUACGUAUUUAAAAUUUAUUACUGCAUUUUCUUUGACAAUGCCUUCAAUGGACCCUUGUUUAUACAUAAUUCGUUAUGCAAGCAAACUAGAUUUUGGAGCUAAAACUCAUGAAGUAUCAACAACUGCAUCAAGAUUAGUUACUAGGAUGAAGCGUGACAGUAUUCAUAGUGGUAGAAGACCAUCAGGUUUGUGUGGAGCUGCUUUAUUGAUAGCAGCACGAUUGCAUGAGUUUAAUCGUACACCCAGUGAUAUUAUUAAAAUAGUUAAGGUACAUGAAUCAACACUACGCAAGCGAUUGAUUGAAUUCGGUGAUACUCCAUCAAGUGCGUUAACGCUAGAUGAAUUCAUGACUGUUGAUUUGGAAGAAGAGCAAGAUCCACCGGCGUUCAAAGCAACUCGGAAAAAAGACCGCGAACGUCUACAAAAGUUGGAGAAUAUCGAUGAAGAGUUUGACGAUCUGCAGAAUGAAAUUGAUAAACAACUCAGUCAGCACCAAAUGUUGAGGAAAAGACCGCGUGAAAUGAGUAAUACUGAAGAUAUCGAGACAAAUCGUUUUAUACAUGAAAAUACAGUGGAUGUUAUUCAGAAUUGUUUGGAAGAUAAUUCUGAUAAAACUGACCGAAAAUCAAAGAGCAGUAAUAUUGAGUUGGGACCGGAUAUAGCCUUGAUGGGAUUACCAUCUUCAUUUACCGAUUCACGCAAUGCUAAAGAAGUAAAUGAUAAAAUUGAUAAAUUCAAUAAUGGGUCUGAUGAGAUUGAUCUUAAUGGAUUGGAUGAUGAUGAGUUGGAUAGUUAUAUUUUGUCAGAAACAGAAGCUGGGAAGAAAACAGUUAUGUGGAAUUCUGUGAACGCUGAAUAUUUGGAAUUACAAAAAGAAAAAGAGGAAAAAAGACUAAAAGCUAUAGAAGAAGGAAAGCCGGAAAAGAAAAAACGAAGAACUGGAAACAAAAAAAAACAGUCUGUACCAGCUAAUACUACUGGCGAAGCUAUUGAAAAAAUAUUGCAAGAGAAGAGAAUAUCGUUGAAAAUUAAUUAUGAUGUUUUAGAAACAUUGAAAGUUAAUAAGAAUAAUACGUUGAGUAAUAGUAAAAAAGAUGCGGAUGGAGAAACUGCAAGAAAUAGGUUAGAUAGUGUAUCGGAAAAUGAAGAUACUGAUAAUGUUAAAUCAGUGGUGGAUACGAGAACUGACGAAGAACAUCACGAAGAAGCUGAAGCUGAAGCUGAUGCUGAAGAACAAGUUGAGGAUGAAGAAGAGAACGUAGGUUACGAUUACGAUGAUGAAUAUGAUGACGAUGAUGAUGAUGAUGAUGAACAUUUGUCUGCAAGGAAUAUUUUAAAACAAUACUCGAAAGAAGAUGAUUUUGAUGAUUAUGCGGAUGAUUAUGAAGGUGAAGAAUAUUAGAUUUUUUUUUCUCUACGUUGAAAAAAAUUUUUUCAAGUUUUCAACAAUCAUUUUUUAGCGUUAUUGCAAUAAUCAAUAUUAUUUCAUUGCUUGAAUAAUUGUCGAAUUAAACGUUUUUUAAGUGAAAAUCAAUUGU
Messenger RNA from Cotesia glomerata, 2360 nucleotides. RefSeq names its product transcription factor IIIB 90 kDa subunit-like. Gene Ontology annotation, molecular function: RNA polymerase III type 3 promoter sequence-specific DNA binding; RNA polymerase III general transcription initiation factor activity; TBP-class protein binding. Lineage: Eukaryota; Metazoa; Arthropoda; Insecta; Hymenoptera; Braconidae. Gene Ontology annotation, cellular component: transcription preinitiation complex; transcription factor TFIIIB complex; nucleus. The transcript is spliced from 2 exons. The record is from RefSeq and is a predicted model, not a curated record. Gene Ontology annotation, biological process: transcription preinitiation complex assembly; transcription by RNA polymerase III; DNA-templated transcription initiation. The coding region runs from base 329 to 2224 and encodes 631 amino acids.